Messenger RNA from Puma concolor (puma), 1002 nucleotides. The record is from RefSeq and is a predicted model, not a curated record. NCBI's taxonomy places the organism in Eukaryota, Metazoa, Chordata, Mammalia, Carnivora, Felidae.
AUGGGUCAGGAUUAUUACUCUGUGCUUCAGAUCACUCGCAAUUCAGAGGAUGCCCAGAUCAAGAAGGCGUACCGGAAACUGGCCCUUAAGAACCACCCGCUGAAGUCCAGUGAGCCAUCCUCAGCGGAGACAUUCAGGCAAAUAGCAGAGGCCUAUGAUGUGCUGAGCGACCCUGUGAAGAGAGGCAUCUAUGACAAGUUUGGAGAGGAGGGCCUAAAGGGCGGGAUUCCUCUGGAGUUUGGAUCCCAGACCCCAUGGACCACUGGUUACGUCUUCCACGGCAACCCUGAUAAGGUUUUCCAUGAGUUCUUCGGAGGAGACAACCCCUUUGGUGGUAAGAGGCCCCACCUACCCACUUGCUUUAUUGGGAAAGGCUCGAGCCUCGAGGAGUGUUUCUCCAAAUUGAGGGGGAAGGGAGUCAGGAAACUUCUCCCUGUUGCUAGAAGAUUGCAUCUGAGCACAAAACCCCCUUGGCAUCUUUCUCGUGUUAAAAGGCCAGCUGGGAAAUCUGGAGCAAACCUCCCUUCUUCCAUCUGGCUGCAGGUGCUGAACGAGGAUGGGUACUCCUCUACCAUCAAGGACAAGAUUCUCACAAUUGAUGUGAAACCUGGUUGGAGGCAGGGCACACGGAUCACCUUUGAGAAGGAAGGGGACCAGGGCCCCAACAUUAUCCCAGCCGACAUCAUCUUCAUUGUAAAGGAGAAGCUACACCCUCGCUUCCGCAGGGAGAAUGACAACCUCCUUUUUGUGAAUCCCAUUCCCUUGGGCAAGGCUCUGACCUGCUGCACCGUGGAGGUGAAGACCUUGGAUGAUCGUCUGCUCAACAUCCCCAUCAAUGACAUUAUCCAUCCCAAGUACUUCAAGAAGGUGCCAGGUGAGGGGAUGCCACUGCCUGAGGACCCCACUAAGAAAGGGGAUCUCUUCAUCUUCUUCGACAUCCAGUUCCCCACUCGCCUCACACCCCAAAAGAAACAGAUGCUGCGCCAGGCAUUGCUGACAUAA